AUGAGUAAUCUAGUAAACAUCCCGACCGGAUGGAAGAAACAAUCGCCGAACUACGACGUUAGCUUGAAGAAGAGAAAGAAGCGCGAGAAGAAGAGAGGAGAGCGCGAGAAGAGGCAGAGCGGCGCCAGGGAGACGCAGAACUGCGAGUGCAGCCGAACACACUGUUUCGCCUUCUCGAUUGCUGCCACAACUCUUUAUCUUAAGCGAUUCGAGUUGAGACCGAUGCGACUCUCACGACCCAAGGCGACGCGACUGACCCUGUCAACCGACUCUAUCCUAAACGUGUUGUCCCUUGGCUUGACUUCCCCCGACUCUAAGAGUAAGUCUGGAAGAAACUCAACCUUGGACUAUGUCGCUACGAAUAUCCAGAAUAAGCCGAUUUAUUCGGAAGCGUCUCUACGGAACUUUGAGCGCGACACGGUCGACAACUUUGUCGAGAUGGUAAUUGAGAAGUUACGAGACGAUGAAACUCUUCGACACGAGUUUGGCAUCUAG
Molecule: messenger RNA, 495 nt
Organism: Penicillium cinerascens
Lineage: Eukaryota; Fungi; Ascomycota; Eurotiomycetes; Eurotiales; Aspergillaceae
Exons: 3
Coding region: 1-495 (164 amino acids)
Source: RefSeq, a predicted model, not a curated record